GAUACCGUCCUGGAUCUGCUGAAGGAAGCCAUGCUGUCCCGCGUGGAGACGAGUCGAGGCUUCCUGAUAGACGGCUACCCCCGGGAGCUGGAGCAAGGCAUGCGCUUUGAGAAGGAGCUGUCCCCCGCCAAGUUCGUGCUGUCCUUCAAUGUGUCAGACGACACGAUGACCAAACGGCUCCUGGGGCGCGCCCAGACCAGUGGUCGAGUGGACGACAACGAGGAGACAAUUAAGAAGAGGCUGAAGACUUUCCACGACAUCACCUCCCCCGUCAUUGAGCAUUAUCAGAAGCAGGGCAAAGUCAGAAUGGUGGUCCGGGCAGUGGCAAAGGCACGCAGUGUGAGAAAAUUGUGGAGAAGUUUGGCUUCACUCACUUGUCCUCCGGUGACCUCUUGAGGGCAGAGGUCGCGUCGGGGUCAGAGAGGGGGAAGAAGCUGACGGAGACGAUGCAGAAAGGAGAGCUGGUGUCGAUGGUGAACGCGGAGAGCGACAAAGACUCGGUGUUCCUUGAGGUGGACAAGAUCAUCAGUGAAGCUAUCGCUACAAGCAAGGCCUUAAAGGAAGCUAAGAUUGUUUUUGUCAUUGGCGGCCCCGGCAGUGGGAAGGGCACCCAGUGUGCCAACAUGGUCAAGGACUACGGCUUCUGCCAUCUGUCCUCCGGUGACCUCCUCAGGGACGAGGUCAAGUCGGGGUCAGAGAGAGGUCAGCGGCUCAACGCCAUCAUGGAGAAAGGAGAACUGGUUCCUCUGGACGAGGUGCUGGGCCUGCUGCGAGAUGCUAUCGUGGCCAACCUGACAACGACCAAAUGUUUCCUCAUCGACGGCUACCCUCGGGAACUAGACCAGGGCGUCCGCUUUGAGAACGAGAUCGUGCAAUGCUCGUACGUCGUGUUCUUUGACGUGUCAGACGUGACGAUGACCGCGCGCCUCCUGGAGCGAGGAAAGAGCAGCGGGCGCGUGGACGACAACGAGGCGACCAUCAAGAAACGUCUCAACACCUUCCACAACCAGACCCGGCCGGUCAUUGACUACUACAAGGGUCAGGGCAAGGUGCAGCAG
This is a messenger RNA of Aplysia californica (California sea hare), 1058 nucleotides long. RefSeq names its product adenylate kinase 8. NCBI's taxonomy places the organism in Eukaryota, Metazoa, Mollusca, Gastropoda, Aplysiida, Aplysiidae. Gene Ontology annotation, molecular function: AMP kinase activity; ATP binding. Gene Ontology annotation, cellular component: cytoplasm; cytosol. Gene Ontology annotation, biological process: nucleoside triphosphate biosynthetic process; ATP metabolic process. The record is from RefSeq and is a predicted model, not a curated record.